UGAACGCGUCACAGUUGGAAAUGUUGCUCACGUGACGUGCUCGCGCAGCCUCGGUUCCCGCAGACCGGAGUUCUGCAGUUUAUCCGGAAGACAGAUGGAAGAAAAGCAAAGAUCGACCGUGACAUGCGCGUUAAUGUUCCUCUGAUCGAGCUCCAGGUUCAUUUAUCUCACGAGAGUCUCGAUGAGGAAACAGCGUAAGAAAUAACUCGCGUCCCGAGUGGCAGGAGCUCUUCCUCUUCAACCUCCAUUACAUCCCCGCUGAGGGGACGGAAAAGAGCCGAUCCCAGGCGGAAGUGGAAGAGUUGCGCUCCCAGCAGGUAAAGGACCUGUCGUCUCGUCCUGACCGCACGUCGGUAGUUUGUCUGUACUGAGGGUUCUCUGCUGUGUGGACUUUGCUGUAGUUCAGGCUCGUGUCGCCUCUAACGUCAGCUCCUCAGAGCCAUCUUGAACUGUAAAGAAACUCUCAGGUCUAUGAGACGGUGAAUCAUGAGAUUAACAGGCCCCCUGAGAGUUGUGGCUGUGCUGCUGCUGGUGGGGCUCACAUGGCUGCUGGCAAGCACUUUCUUUGGAGAGGAUAGUGGUUCAGCUGUCCGACAUUUCUUCAGUGGUGCAAGUGAGGAGCCAACUCCAGCUGAAACCCAUCCUCGCAGGUAUAAAUGUGGACUUUCAGCUCCCUGUCCCCCAAAACAUUUGGCUUUUCGCCUGGUGUCUGGUGCUGCCAACGUCAUUGGUCCCAAAAUCUGCCUGGAGGACAAGAUGUUAUUGAGCAGUGUGAAGAACAACAUUGGCCGAGGACUGAACAUAGCUUUGGUGAAUGGGGUAACAGGAGAGCUCUUGGAAACAAAGAGCUUUGAUAUGUGGGCAGGAGAUGUUUCUGACCUGUUGAAGUUUCUCCGACCGCUCCACGAGGGAACACUUGUGUUCGUGGCUUCUUUUGAUGAUGCUGCCACAAAGAUGAACGAUGAGUCAAGAAGACUCUUUGAGGAGCUCGGGAGCACGGCUGUGAAGGAGCUGGCCUUCAGGGACAGCUGGGUGUUUGUAGGAGCUAAGGGCAUCGAGAAUAAGAGUCCUUUUGAGCAGCGUAUGAAGAAUAGUAAGAACAGCAACAAGUACGAAGGUUGGCCUGAGUCUCUGGAGAUGGACGGCUGCAUUCCCCUUCGGCCCCCGCUGGAAGGAUAACUGCCAUGUCCUCCCUCACAUGCACUUCACUAGAACCUGCAGUAGCUGCAGUGGAUCCAAAUGACUGUGUAAGCUAAAGAGUGAACGCCUGAAAACUCCCAAGAUUUUGUGCCACGUAACCUUUUUUUAUUUGUCUUCUCAUGGCAGAAACAAAUGCUUACAUAAAAGUUUGUCUCUGGACUUAAUAUAUUUAUAAUAACUGGAACCUGAAGAUUUGUGCAACUUUCCAGUUGGUAAAGGAAGAAGAAAUGUCAAGGGAAAUUUGAAAGACCAAAAAGUGACAGCGACUAGCGAAUGAAUACAGCUGGAGUAGGUCUUCCAAAGUCAUUGUAGGAAAUGGAUAUAUUUCCUCUCCAAGUCUGCCUACAGGGUGUCAACAUUGUGAGCUUGAGCAACAGGAUCAUGAGGUGUUGAAGCCAUUGACACGUAACCAGUUUCACAUGAAGGUAAAUGGAAACCUAAUCCACAUCAGCACCAGACAAACCUAAAUCUAAAGUACUCUAGUAGUUUUUAAAUGUUCUACUACAGUCCAUGUCUGUGUGCAGAUUUUAUAUUUAAUUCUGUUAAUAUAUAUUUUCAUCCCGUGGUAUAUAAAAGACUGUGAUAUUGUUACCUGUAUGCAUAGUGUUAGCUGUCAUUGUUUCCUAAGAACCUGGUUCAAAGCAUUUACUACUCUCCAGAUGUUUACAGUUUCUUUUUAGCAAUAAUUAUUCAUUUUCUUUCGAUUGAAGCUAUUUAUAUUAAGACUUUUAUGAAAGACACAACAGACUGAUCGUAUGGGUUCAUCAUAACACUGCCCAUGGUUUUAAUGUCGUCUCAGGCCUGUGAGCAUUUUUCCACGGAGUGCUUUUGUUUUUUUUUUAAGUGUGUGGUUGUGUAUUCCGUCUUUUUUUUAAUUUCUUUUUUUAGAUUUUGAAUGUAUCCACAUGGAGUCUUGCAAGCAGAACAUGUAGGAAAUAUUCAACGCAUAGAAAUAAGAAAAGAUUAUGUUAGGAGUCCAUUUCAGCUGCUUUUGUCAUCUGACCUCUAAGUGUCAUUGAAUUUCUACAAAGCAUCCAGGCCUGUGUUUAUUUUAUGACAAUGUGGAUGAAUAAUAAAAAAAUAAAAAAUG
Molecule: messenger RNA, 2290 nt
Organism: Paralichthys olivaceus (Japanese flounder)
Lineage: Eukaryota; Metazoa; Chordata; Actinopteri; Pleuronectiformes; Paralichthyidae
Gene: fam3a
Product: FAM3 metabolism regulating signaling molecule A
Source: RefSeq, a predicted model, not a curated record